AUGGAAGAAGAGGAAGAUGCAAAAACAAAGGAGGAAGAUGCACCAACAAAGAAGGAAGAUGCACAAACAAAGGAGGUUGUAAAGGAUGAAAACAAUUAUGGGAAUCUAUAUUCCAAUGAAGCAGAGACUGUCAUAGAGGUGUAUUCUGAUGAUGAGUGGAUAACUGAAGAUAUUAAUGAAAAUAUUGCUGAAAGUGUUGAGCAUUCUCACUUGCCAACGGAUGACAAUACUAAUGAUGAUCCAAAUAGUAAUGAAUUCGCUAUUCCAAGUAUGAAUAGUAAUGAAUUCAACAUGGGUGAGGGAGGUGAGAAUGAGUUUAUUGGGGAUCCACAACAAAAUUUAAUAGAGGAAGAAGAUGAACAUGUGAAUGAUGAUGAUGAUUUUGUUGGCCGUGUUGAACCUGAGCCUGAAAGAAAUGAUGUUUCUGAUGAAGAUGGUGAAGAUGAUGAUGUUGAUGCCAUGGAAGAUGAAGAUAUUAGAGGAUUUGUGUUUUAG
Arachis duranensis is the source of this 495-nucleotide messenger RNA. RefSeq lists its product as uncharacterized. The record is from RefSeq and is a predicted model, not a curated record. The transcript has 2 exons. The coding region runs from base 1 to 495 and encodes 164 amino acids. NCBI's taxonomy places the organism in Eukaryota, Viridiplantae, Streptophyta, Magnoliopsida, Fabales, Fabaceae.